CAAACAUAAAUAUGUAUGUAUUUAUUCCCAACGACGAAGAAAUUUGACCUGAAUACGUUGCGUUUUUUGAACUAUUUAUCUGACAACUAUUUAACUCUCCUCAGUUUACCAUUUUUAUAAAAAUAUUAUCUUUUAAAACAUCUAAUAUUUCGUGACCAUGGACAUAUAUCAUGUUAUAUUAGUUUCAAUUUUAUCAUUAUAUGUGAGCAUUUAUCCUCCUUUUUUUCUACGGAAUGAGAAAACUAGUGACCCUGUUCCAAGAAGCAAACGUAGCAAUCCUGAUAUUGGGCGGAGUGGAGCACACACAAAGAACAUCGUUCUACUCGGAGAAAAUGGUGUGGGUAAAAGUGCCGUGGCAAAUAUGAUAAUUGGCGAAAAUAUCAUACCUGUUCCAAAUCCUGAAAUUUUCCAAUCGUCAGAAAUCCUCUCUUAUUCGAAGCACGAGUCAGAGUUGUACACAUUUUACGAGAUGCUUGGAAUGAGUGGGAAACGGUUUAAUGAGGACGAGAUGAAAGAAGCCAUGAGAAAUUUGAAGGAAAUUGUGACACUUUUGGAGAACGGGGACGGGAUUCAUUUAAUCAUUUGUGUGAUGAGUUUGGAACGGAUUACGGAUAAUUUUGUGAAAAAUUAUCAACUCUUCGUGGAGCAACUGAUGGGGAAGAGUGUUCCUGUGAUUUUGGUUUUAACUGGUGCGGAUAAAUCUCAUGAUGCUGCCCUCUGGUGGGAACAAAAUCAGAAUGCAUUCACUCAACAGAACCUUCAGUUUAACGACCAUGCCAUAAUUUGUGCCGUUCCCGCAGACGACGAUAUUCAUCCAUUAUUUGUGGAUCGAAUGACAGAAAUGUACACAGCGUCGAAAAUAAAAUUGUUACAAAUUGUAGAGAAGAAUUUACGUCUGGAGGCGUGGAUCCUGACGCAUAAAACUGAAUCAGACGCUAAUACCUUCCUUUGUGACAGGAUUAAUUGGUUAUACUCUAAUCUAGAGUAUGAUGGGAGUCCAUACAAGAUUAAGCAAUUUAUUAGAGAAAUUUGUGGAGUGGAUUUAGGUAGAAAUUUUAUACAAAUUGGAGCCUCUACGGCAAAGCAGAUUUUUUAUCUUUUUUAUGAAUUUAUGAGACUAAUCGGUGGGAAUUUUGUUCAAUAAAUUAGCAUAUUUACGUAUUACAA
This is a messenger RNA of Folsomia candida, 1167 nucleotides long. RefSeq lists its product as uncharacterized. The transcript has 4 exons. The coding region runs from base 158 to 1144 and encodes 328 amino acids. Gene Ontology annotation, molecular function: GTP binding. The record is from RefSeq and is a predicted model, not a curated record. NCBI's taxonomy places the organism in Eukaryota, Metazoa, Arthropoda, Collembola, Entomobryomorpha, Isotomidae.